AUGCUCUCCACGGAACAGCCUUCCACUGGCCCUUAUAUGCCAGCUACUAGGUCACCACUGCCACUACAAAACAUGAGUCGCAAUAGCCUCUCCCGCCGGUAUCCUUCGGCCACAACCCCAUCCCCAUCACCAUCUUUAUCUUCAAGUGCUUCAUAUGCACUGAAGUCUCAACAAAAUCCUAAUGCCAUGCCACAACACAUCUGGAUAGUUACCGGGCCGGCAGGCUGCGGGAAGACUACCGUUGCCCAAGGCCUGGCAAAGGAGCUUCGUAUUCCAUACAUAGAAGGCGACGAUUAUCACUCCAAGUCCAACAAGGAAAAAAUGACAAAUAGCAUCCCACUCACUGAUGCAGACAGAUGGGACUGGUUGAUCCAGCUUCGCGAAGCUGCGAUUAGCGCCCUUACCACACCAUCUUCCUCUUCGCCUGCGACUCCCCGGUCUUGUCCGCCUGGCGUCGUUGCAACCUGUUCUGCGCUCAAGCAUAAAUACCGCGACGUUAUUCGUGUUGCCGCCUAUGACCACCCCACCGUUAGAAUACACUUCAUUUACCUUCGUGCUCCAGAGGAAGUACUCCUACAGCGCGUUAGGCAGCGCAAAGGUCACUACAUGAAGUCUACGAUGGUCCAUUCACAAUUUGAAAUGCUAGAAGAGCCAGACUCCGAAUGGGAUGCACUCUCAGUAGAUUGUGCCGCCUCCCCUGCCGAAGUACAGAGACGAGUCAAUUCAAUUGUCCAACAGAAAUUGGAUGAGUAUUCGGAAUAA
Molecule: messenger RNA, 762 nt
Organism: Microsporum canis CBS 113480
Lineage: Eukaryota; Fungi; Ascomycota; Eurotiomycetes; Onygenales; Arthrodermataceae
Product: thermoresistant gluconokinase
Exons: 2
Coding region: 1-762 (253 amino acids)
Cellular component (GO): cytoplasm
Molecular function (GO): gluconokinase activity
Source: RefSeq, a predicted model, not a curated record